AUGCCAUUCACAAAAUUCUUGCAGACAAAGAACAUCAUUAUUUAUGAAAAUCCAAGAGAAAUUGUUAUUCCCCCAAGUCAUGAUGUCGUGAUAUUCAUACUGUGUGUUGAAUCGAUCAUUGGAAUGUUAAUGCGCUACUGUCCCAGGAUCAUGUCCAUAAUUCCAUGUACAAAUAGCAAAGUACUCCAGGUGUUGUCUGUACUAAAAGGGUGUGCACAGAAGCAGAAUUGCGGUAAAGAAUGUCCAUUCAAUACCGAGCUUUUCCACAGGGAUCGUAUAUUAAAAGAAGUCAUCAGUUGUACAGGGACAGAGGAGGGGAUGGCAUCCAUUUGGCAUUCCUGGUUGAAAUCCACAUCUCUAAUCGACCAAGUGACUAAUUUCAUGUUCAAAUGGGAAUUAUAAGCUUAGACCGAAGAGUCUCGGGGA
Molecule: messenger RNA, 426 nt
Organism: Solanum stenotomum
Lineage: Eukaryota; Viridiplantae; Streptophyta; Magnoliopsida; Solanales; Solanaceae
Exons: 2
Coding region: 1-402 (133 amino acids)
Source: RefSeq, a predicted model, not a curated record